CCAAGCAAAACAGAUCAAGACAAAACACAUCUAAAAAAUUCCAGAACAUUUCAUUUCUCCUCCAUUCAACUACUUUUUAUAGGCAUAAUCUCUUAAGAAAUACAUAUCGUUUAAUGCCAAGAUGGGCAUGGUUUUUGGAAAGAUCAGCGUCGAAACUCCCAAACAUGAAGUGGUCCAAUCCACAAACGACUAUGAAAUCCGAAAAUAUGAACCUUCUGUGAUAGCCCAAGUCACCUACGAUCCAUCCCAAUUCAGAGGCAACAAAGACGGCGGUUUCACUUUGCUGGCAAACUACAUAGGAGCCUUGGGCAAUCCACAGAACACCAAGCCUGAGAAGAUUGCCAUGACGGCCCCGGUCAUAACAAAAGCUUCUGAGAAGAUCGCAAUGACGGCUCCGGUCGUGACACAGAGCGGCGGUGGAGAGGAGAAGAAGGCGGUGACAAUGCAGUUCCUGUUGCCGGCGAAGUACCGGAAGGCGGAGGAGGCGCCAAGGCCGGUGGAUGAGAGGGUGGUGAUCACGGAGGAGGGUGAGAGGAAGUAUGGGGUGGUGAGGUUUGGCGGGGUGGCGACCGAGCAAGUGGUGGAAGUGAAGGUGGAGAAGCUGAAGAAGAGCUUGGAGAGAGAUGGUUAUAAGGUUGUUGGGGAGUUCUUGUUGGCAAGGUAUAAUCCACCUUGGACUUUGCCUGCCUUUAGGAUUAAUGAGGUUAUGAUCCCAGUUGAGUGAUUUUAUAGGACUUUGUCGGAUUUCUUACUAUAGUUUCUCUUGUUUUCUUGUGUGUAAAAUAGGUUGUUCUGCUUGAUUGGGUUACUCACACUUGUAUCUUCUUCUGUUGGGUAAUGUGGCUUAUCUUGCCAUAUAUUAUGUUCCAUGCUUUCAUCAAUAUAUAUAU
Morus notabilis is the source of this 890-nucleotide messenger RNA. Its product is annotated as heme-binding-like protein At3g10130, chloroplastic. The transcript has a single exon. The coding region runs from base 122 to 724 and encodes 200 amino acids. NCBI's taxonomy places the organism in Eukaryota, Viridiplantae, Streptophyta, Magnoliopsida, Rosales, Moraceae. The record is from RefSeq and is a predicted model, not a curated record.